Messenger RNA from Tripterygium wilfordii, 1808 nucleotides. Its product is annotated as DUF21 domain-containing protein At5g52790. Gene Ontology annotation, cellular component: intracellular membrane-bounded organelle. Gene Ontology annotation, biological process: magnesium ion homeostasis. Lineage: Eukaryota; Viridiplantae; Streptophyta; Magnoliopsida; Celastrales; Celastraceae. The record is from RefSeq and is a predicted model, not a curated record. The transcript is spliced from 9 exons. Bases 99 to 1205 code for a protein of 368 amino acids.
UUCAGGAGAUACACCCAUUGUCUAUAUGACAAUACUGAUAUUCUCUUCUCUAAAUCAGAGGUAGUCAGGACUUCAGGAGAUACACCCAACAAGACAAAAUGGCAGCAAAUGAUGUUCCAUGUUGUGAGCCUAUGUUCUGGGCAUAUCUAGUCACUUGUGUGGCUCUUGUGGCUUUUUCUGGACUCAUGUCUGGUCUAACUCUAGGACUCAUGUCACUUAGGCAAGUUGAACUUGAGGUCCUUGCAAAGUCCGGUUCGCGCCAAGAACGCAAAAAUGCAGAGAAGAUUUUGCCACUGAUUAAAAAUCAGCACUUACUACUAUGCACUCUGCUCAUAGGCAAUGCCCUGGCAAUGGAGGCCCUGCCGAUCUUCGUUGAUUCGAUUAUGCCUGCUUGGAGUUCUAUAUUGAUAUCAGUCACCCUCAUACUUGCGUUUGGUGAGAUUAUUCCUCAAGCUAUUUGCUCAAGAUAUGGGCUAAGCGUUGGCGCAAAACUGUCGGUAAUAGUUCGACUGAUUCUUAUAGUCCUCUUUCCUUUAUCUUACCCAAUUAGUAAGCUGCUUGAUUGGAUACUGGGAAAAAGGCAUUCUGCACUUUUACGACGAGCAGAGCUAAAGACAUUGGUGGUUAUGCAUGCAAAUGAGGCAGGGAAAGGUGGAGAAUUGACACACGAAGAAACAACGAUUAUCACAGGAGCUUUGGAUUUGACUCAAAAGACUGUUAAAGAUGCUAUGACUCCAAUAUCUAAAAUAUUUGCACUUGAUAUAGAUUCUAAACUGGAUGAUAAAACAAUGGAACUGAUGAUGGAAAAAGGACAUAGUCGGGUACCAAUUUACUCAGCGAGCCCAACGAAUAUUGUUGGCUUCAUUUUGGUAAAAAAUUUGAUCAAGUGCCGUCCCGAAGAUGGAAAUCCUAUAAGAAAUCUCACCAUCAGAAAAAUUCCAAGGGUGCAUGAUCGUUUGCCUCUGUAUGACAUGAAGAAUCAUUUUCUUGAAAUUCAGAGUCACAUGGCUGCUGUUGUUAAGUGCAAAAAUGAUGUUAACGAGACUGGAGAAUUUGAGAGAGCUAGAACAGGCGUUUUCAAGAUCAAUAUCAAUUCAAAUUCAAAACAAGAAGGCUUGGAAUAUCUUCCCUUUGAAGAUGAGGAGGUUAUUGGUAUCAUAACCUUGGAGGAUGUUAUGGAAGAACUGUUGCAGGUCAGUGCUUAAUAUAGCAGAAAAUUCAUACAUCUUCAGCAGAAGAUGCUCACAUACUAUUCUGAAAUUGUGUAGGAAGAAAUACUGGAUGAGACCGACGAGUACGUCGACGCUCACAACAAGUAAUGCUUCUCUGUCGCUCUAUUUUCCGCGGUCUUAUUAUGCUAUUCUGAUCACUUCCCUGCUCCGUUUCAGAAUCAAGAUCAAUAUGCUUACUUCAACAACAUUGAAAUCAAUUGCAUCGCCUGGAGUGGCAUCCCCAGUUUAUCAGUAUUCUCACUGUAGUACUCCGCGUUCUUCAUAUACUAGUACUCCAGUAGCUCUGUAUUCACCAGUCUCACCAUACAUUCAUUUACCAAUUGCAAGACCAACUCUGUCUGCUUCCCCUGGUAAAUAUGUACCAAGAUCUCCAAACUAGUUUUGCAGGUGCUGCUCACUAUUGAAUAUUGAACCAUGUUAUCAGGUAUGCACAAAUAUCAGGAAAUAAAAUAAGGUUCAUUUUCAUGGAAAGGGAAAAUCACUUUGUAUGCAGUCAUAGAAUGUUUAAGCAAAUCUUAAUUUUGCAGCACACUGUUAUACCUGAGCGCCUGGUAGGUUGGUACUGGAUAGACUAUA